Messenger RNA from Cryptomeria japonica (Japanese cedar), 557 nucleotides. Its product is annotated as protein RALF-like 33. Bases 56 to 436 code for a protein of 126 amino acids. The record is from RefSeq and is a predicted model, not a curated record. The transcript has a single exon. Lineage: Eukaryota; Viridiplantae; Streptophyta; Pinopsida; Cupressales; Cupressaceae.
ACAGAGGAUAAAACUACUCAAUCUUGCUCGCAUUGUAGUUUUCUUGGUGGGGAAGAUGGUCGUGGGUUCGAGACCGUGCACGGGCAUAGUGCUGGUGUUUCUGCUUUUCAUGGCGGAUUUGGGGAUAUCUGUGGGUUCUGCCGACGUUUUGUGGGGAGAAGAAGAUGUCCUGAAAAUUUCUUCGUUUUAUUCCAAGAAGAAUUGUCAUGGGUCAGUCGGGGAAUGUUAUCUUGACGAAGAAAUGGACAUGGAUCCGGUAAUUAACAAGGGCAUGUUGGCGACGAACAAGUACAUAAGCUAUGAUGCCCUGCUGCCUGAUAGAGUGCCGUGCCCCAAGACGGGUAAUUCUUAUUAUAACUGUGGGAUAUCUGCAGAGGCAAAUCCUUACAGGAAGUCUUGCACUAUGAUUACUCGCUGUGAAAGGCAAACUUACUGAUGCAUUUUCUUCAUCUCGAUUUCUCGCUUUUUGUGUAAGCUAUUUAAAGUAUAAGGGGAUUCUGUUUUCAUUUUCUUUCAGCUGGGUCGUUAAUUUAUUUGCAGGAUCUGUUGCAGGUUCC